Molecule: messenger RNA, 2141 nt
Organism: Microtus oregoni (creeping vole)
Lineage: Eukaryota; Metazoa; Chordata; Mammalia; Rodentia; Cricetidae
Product: transcription factor YY2-like
Exons: 2
Coding region: 167-1273 (368 amino acids)
Biological process (GO): regulation of transcription by RNA polymerase II
Cellular component (GO): PcG protein complex; transcription regulator complex
Molecular function (GO): DNA-binding transcription factor activity, RNA polymerase II-specific; RNA polymerase II cis-regulatory region sequence-specific DNA binding
Source: RefSeq, a predicted model, not a curated record
CGAUUUAAUGGCUUUGGAAUUUUUCUCUUCAUUAUUUAUCCUGGAGCAUUUGUUGAUCUGUUAACCAACCAUUUGCAACUUAUAUCACCAGUCCAGCAGCUAAGGAUAUUUUGUGCAGCCAUCUCCCAUCUGCUUGCUACCCAGUCCUGCUACGUGGGUCUCAGCCAUGGCCUCAGAGAAUCUUCUCUGUAUCACCACAGAAAAUUCAGAGAUUCCCGCUGAUUUUGUAGACCUGGAGCCACUUAAUGUCGAAGCGGUUUCUGGAAGAACCAGCUCAUUCCCAACCAUCGAAGUGUAUGAAGACGCAGGUGUCGAUUGGGCGCAUGGUGGCCACUACCACUCUCCUUUUAUUGCUCUGCAGCCUCUUGAGGGCAGCACCCUGAGUAAUGGGGAGCACGAUCAGGAUAUGAUCAUCAUCGAGACACGAGAGGAGGUGGUGGACUUCCAGGACUCAGACAACCUGCUAUUCAGUGCUGAAUUCGAAAGCCAAAUGGUUGUUCCAGGUGUUGAUAAAGAUGACUGUCUCCAGCCGACCAGUGCCUCCUUGUCAGGCUUCGCGGCGGCAGAGAAUGGUCAAGGUGAGCUCACCUGCUAUGAAGGGAAUCUCUGUAAUUUGACGACCAUUAUCGAGGCUGGCGUAGAAGGUGUGAGCCCUGACCUUGGCGACAGACAAUGGCAGCAGAAGCAGGCGGAAAUUGAAGCUCUUGAGGGAGCCUCUACUGCGUGGGAGGCUAAUGGACAAAAAAAUCCCGUGCCGAAAAGGCAGGCUGACGACGACUCACCUCCUGAUUACUCUGAGUAUAUGACGGGAAAAAAAUUUCCUCCUGAAGGAAUACCUGGCAUUGACCUGUCCGAUCCGAAACAGCUGGCAGAAUUUACAAGCAUGAAACCCAAAAAGCCCAAAGGAGACUAUCCAAGACCUAUAGUUUGCUCUCAUAUAGGCUGCGGGAAGAUGUUCAAGGAUAACUCCGCUAUGAAAAAGCACUUAAACAUCCAUGGGCCUCGAGUGCAUGUCUGUACAGAAUGUGGCAAAGCUUUUGUUGAGAGUUCGAAGCUGAAACGUCAUCAUCUGGUUCACACUGGAGAGAAGCCCUACCAGUGUACCUUUGAAGGCUGUGGAAAACGCUUUUCCCUGGAUUUCAAUCUGCGCACUCAUGUCCGAAUUCAUACAGGAGACAAGCCGUUUGUGUGCCCAUUUGAUGGCUGCAGCAGGAAGUUUGCUCAGUCGACCAACUUGAAAUCGCAUCUCUUAACACAUGUUAAGAACAAGUAAAAAGAAGUGAGAAGAUCCUUCUGAAGCCUGGGGAGUAUUUUACAGUGAUGUGCCUGGGAAUAAGAUGCCUCUCAUUUCAGUAGUUUCUAGGAAAGUUAUUGCAAAUGAAUUCUACAGAUCUGAGGUUUAUCUUUUGAUACAAUAAAAGUUAAAAGUUUUAUGUUGAUUAGAUGCCCUAUUUGUGCUGCAGUGAAGUUUUGUUAAGUUUGGUUUCAACAGGCUAGACUAACCUCACAUUGAUGCCAUGUGUUUUGUACUAAUAUACUUUUUGAAGCUUGGUUUCAACAAGAGACUAAUUCACGAACCUCAUAUUGUUGCUAAAGAUGACCUGUGUUUUUUUGCUGGAGUUUUUGGUUUCAAUAGGACACUAAAUAAUGAACUUCAUAUUGUUAAAAUAUCCUAUCUUCUGCAGUAGUAUUUUUAUGAAACUGGUUUCAGCAAGAUACUAAUUCACAAACCAGAUAUGCUAAAGUGACCGGUUUUAGUCCACAGUGGUGUUUUUAUGAAACUCGCUUUCAACAGGAGACUAACUCAUGAACCACUUUGUUUCUAAAGAUGGCCUGUGUUAUUUUGCUUUGAAGUGUUUAGAGAAGCUUGAUUUCAACAUAGAAUAAAUCACAAACCUCAUUGUUGCUAAGAUGCUCUGUGUUUUCUGCGAGGUGAUUUUUUUCUUUUGCAUUUUGGUUUCAACAGGACGCUAUAUCAUAAACCUCAUAUUGCUAAGGUAUCCUGUCUUCCUCUGAUGUGUUUUUAUAAAGUUUGAACAAGAGACGGUUUCAUAUGCUAAAAUGACUGCUUUAUUCUGUGGUGGUGUUUUUAUGAAACUUGCUAAUUCAUGAUCCUCAUAUUGCUAAGGUGUCCUGAAUUC